AAUUCGUGCUAUUCACGGUCCUCCACUCUCGAGCACACACAAUCCUCACAGUCGCAGUCACAGCGUCAAGGAAUCAUCGCCAAGUCCUUCGUCCUCUCGAUAGCUACGUGUUCGCGUCGUUCGUGUCGUCCGUUUUGUUUGUCGUUUUUGUGCUCUAACCCCAACAUGAAGUAUUUCAUUGCCAUCGCUCUGUUGUUCGCCGCCGCCCAGGCCGUUCCCAUCGAGCUGGGCCACUAUGGCCCCGCGCUGGUGCAUCAUGCGCCCGUGCUGACCCACGCUGUUCAUGCCGUUCACGCCGAGCCGGUGGCCUAUCCCAAAUACUCCUUCAACUAUGGCAUCAAGGAUCCCCACACUGGCGACAUCAAGUCGCAGGCCGAGGAGCGCGAUGGCGAUGUGGUGAAGGGCCAGUACUCCCUGGUUGAGCCCGAUGGCUCUGUGCGCACCGUCGACUACACCGCCGACGAUCACAAUGGCUUCAAUGCCGUCGUCCAUAAGACCGCACCCAAGAUCCUUCACCAUGCGCCCGUUGUGCACGCCCCCAUCCUGGCGCACGCCCCUCUGCUGCACCACUACUAAGCGGUAGCUGGAUCCCGUCGCACAGGUGCUCUAUCUCACAUCCAUACGCAAAACACACACAAAAACAAGCAGCAACCACAGCACAGAAUCAUAGGAACCACAAGAAAACGAAAAGAAAAACCACAAAAAAAAAAACAAAAACAAAAAACAAAAACAAACAAACAAAUCAACACACAAAAAUGUAAAAAGUAAGUGUAGCUAAGAGUUUAGUAGAACACGGGAGCGCCUUCGUGGGCGAUCCCGGCACCCGGCUGAUCCUGGCAUGGCAUGGACGAAGGAUAAAAACGAUACCCAGAUGAGGGCAAACACCGAGAAGAAAUUUCAUAACGACUUGGCAUUCGGAAUGACUUGAUCACAGAUCACAGAAGAGGUACACAAAUGAUGAUGGAUGAUGGAUAACAAUCAUUUUUACGCGGCGCAGAACGGCAGCACUCCACACACAAAUGGAGGAUCGGUUAUCUUAUAUAUGCUACAUAAUACUUAUAUAUAUAUAUGAUUAACGUUA
Drosophila obscura is the source of this 1081-nucleotide messenger RNA. Its product is annotated as cuticle protein 8. NCBI's taxonomy places the organism in Eukaryota, Metazoa, Arthropoda, Insecta, Diptera, Drosophilidae. The transcript is spliced from 3 exons. The coding region runs from base 166 to 576 and encodes 136 amino acids. The record is from RefSeq and is a predicted model, not a curated record. Gene Ontology annotation, cellular component: extracellular matrix.